Coturnix japonica (Japanese quail) is the source of this 737-nucleotide messenger RNA. The record is from RefSeq and is a predicted model, not a curated record. NCBI's taxonomy places the organism in Eukaryota, Metazoa, Chordata, Aves, Galliformes, Phasianidae.
GGAGAACCCCCAGCUGCUCCAGCAUGGCCGGGGAGGAGAGUGGGGCUCCCCAGGACAGAAGAUCUCCAGCGGAGCCCUACCAAGUGACCGAGGUCAUCCCUCUGCAUGCUGAUGCUGAAUUGCUGCCUCUGUCUGAUGUGGAACAGGAGGCAGUGGAUUUCAUCCAAGCCAACAGCAUCAGCAAGGAAAUGGAUCUGGUGCAGAAGCUGCAGUUCCUCAACAGCAUUUGCAUACUGUGCAGCACCGCUGGACAGAAGGGCCUCACACUGAGCCCCAAUAUCUUCUGCUUGCUCAAAAAUCUGUGCAAGAAGAUUGAGGUGAGGGGACAUGGCACCCAGGUAGCUGCACCCUGUGAGAAGGACAGGACAGGGGGAGAGGGAGGCAGGGAAAUGACGCACAGACACCCAAGUGCCCCAGAUGGGACUCCAGGUGCUGCUGAGAGCUCAGCAGUGGAGGUGGACAGCAGCACCAGUGUGCCAGUGUUUGUCAAGGGCCACUGGGGCGACUCAGGCCCUAGCGGCCGGUGGCAGGUUUGCUGUUGCUGGGUGCUGGCAGCUGCCAGGUGCCAUCCUGAUUGUGCUUUGCAGGUUCUGUUGUGUGAGGAGCCCAUGGAGAAGUUGGUGGUCCAUGAUGGAUGUUCAUAUCCAAAGUCUAAUUUUAAAUACUUACUCAGGAGGCAGAUUCGGGGGUUCCACUCUUUCACACUUCCACUGGAUGCAGAGAACAGAAAUUUUUAA